Molecule: messenger RNA, 1842 nt
Organism: Thlaspi arvense
Lineage: Eukaryota; Viridiplantae; Streptophyta; Magnoliopsida; Brassicales; Brassicaceae
Source: the annotation of a GenBank genome assembly
CCAAUUCACUUGUUACCCAAUCCACAAUACGAACAAGCAGUACACAGAAACCCUAAAAACUAGAAGGAAGAAAAUUACAAAAUGUUCUACUUCAUUCUUCUCCCUCUCCUACUCAUUCUUUUGGCUUGCAAAUUCCUUUACUCCAGGACUCACCCUUACAACCUCCCUCCUUCACCACCGUCUUUUCCCAUCGCCGGCCAUCUCCACCUCCUUAAACCGCCGAUUCACAAACUCUUCCACAAAUUCUCCCAAAAAUACGGCCCAAUCUUCUCCCUCCGUUUCGGCUCUCGCCGCAUCGUAGUCAUAAAUUCUUCUUCCCUCGUCCAAGAAUCUUUCACGGGCCAAAACGAUGUUGUUUUAACGAACCGACCUCUCAGUAUAGCCGCCAAAUUAAUCAAUUAUAACGGUACCACCGUCGGGACCUCACCAUACGGCGAUCACUGGCGUAACCUCCGCCGCAUUUGCACCACCCAAGUCCUCUCCAACCACCGCCUCAACAACUUUCUCCACGUCCGCACAGAAGAAAUCCAUCAGAUGCUCACGCGCCUCUCACGUGACACUCACGCCAACAACGGUGGUUUCACUCCUGUCAACCUCCAGCCGGUGUUUUCGGAUCUAACGUUCAACAACAUUGUGAGGAUGGUCACAGGGAAAAUAUACUACGGAGAUGAUAUCAAAGAGACAGAAGAAGCGUUACUGUUUAAGAAACUCGUCUCUGAUAUCGCUGCGUCAACCGGCGCGAAUCACCCCGGAGAUUACUUGCCGGUGCUGAAACUGUUCGGAAACAAGUACGAGAAGAAGUGUAGGGACACUGGCAAAGCCAUGGAUGCGUUUUUGCAGCGAUUGCUCGAUGAGAGUAAGAGAGAUAGUAGUGAAGGUGACUCUAUGGUUAGUCAUUUGCUCUCUAUGCAGCAACAACAACCCGAGUAUUACAGUGACGUCACUAUCAAAGGGCUAAUGAUGGGCUUAAUGGCUGCCGGGACGGAGUCAACCGCCGUAAUGCUGGAGUGGGCGAUGGCGAAUUUGGUGAAAUAUCCAAAAGUGUUGGAGAAGGCGAGACUUGAGAUCGACGAUAAAAUCGGAAGAGACCGUCUGAUCGAUGAAUCAGACAUCGUCGUCCUCCCUUUCCUCCAGAACGUCGUCUCCGAGACAUUCCGACUGUUCCCGGUGGCGCCUCUUCUAAUCCCCCGCGCGACGGCGGAGGACAUCAAAAUCGGCGGUUACGAUGUGCCGCGAGACACGAUUGUGGUGGUGAACGCCUGGGCGAUACACAGGGAUCCUGAGAUAUGGGACGAUCCGGAGAGCUUCGAACCAGAUCGGUUUAGCAAAAUUGGAUACGGGAGAGAACAUUACGCUCACAAGCUGGUUCCGUUCGGGGCGGGCCGGAGAAUUUGUCCCGGCGUCGGAUUAGGGGAGAGGAUUGUGACAUUGGUGUUGGGAACGUUGGUUCAGUGUUUCGACUGGAAGAAGGUUGAAGGAGAGGAGAUUGAUAUGUCAGGGGGUAAUGGGCUUACUAUGCGAAAGGUACAGCCUUUACGGGCUUUGUGCAGGCCUAGGCCCAUUAUGUCUAAACUUCUCUAGCUUGAUUAGAAGAACUUUCGGUGGGAAAAGUGAACUAAUAAAGGGCUCUCCACAAUCUCAAAGUUGUGUGUUAGCUACUUUUUUAAGAUAUAGUUUUUUUUUACUUGUUUUAGUUCUUCUUUUGUAACGUUACGAUGUGUUUCAGAUCAACUUUUACAACGUUUUUCAAGAACUAAUAAAGUCCCAAUAAAUCAAUAAUAAUAUGUUUGUUUUUAUUCUUCACACGUUUGUUGUAUUAUAAUCUAUACACACUCUAAUGCU